Ilex paraguariensis (yerba mate) is the source of this 342-nucleotide messenger RNA. Lineage: Eukaryota; Viridiplantae; Streptophyta; Magnoliopsida; Aquifoliales; Aquifoliaceae. The record is from the annotation of a GenBank genome assembly.
AUGGGUUGGAUUGAUCAAGUGGAUUUGGUUAGGUUGGUGGAGAGAGAAAAUUGGUGGGAUUUGGAAGAAGGGUCUGUGUUCUUCGGCAUUGUGUGUGGUGGUGGAGGCGGUAGUGGAGGCAUUGGUGUAGGGAAUACGGUGGAGGUUGGGGGUGGUGCAAGGAAAAAGGGAAAAAUGUUAUCCACACUCCAUUUCUUGGAGACCCUAUCUGGGUUUGUCACCAUUGGUGUUGCCGUUGAGGUUGCUGUUUUAGUCGAUGUGCUUGAUUUUGGAGGCUUAUCAGAGACAAUGGGGUUUUUGGACAACUCAAAGGAAUGGACGAUAGAGAUGGUUGGGGAUUGA